GGGCCCCCAUCUCCCCUCCAUUCCACACCCACGCCCAUCCAAUUCUCCUCUCCUCGACCUCCCGAUCUCUCCCAGACCACCCACCUCCCGGCCGCCGCCGAGGACGCCCGGACCUCCCGGCCGGCAGCAAACCAACCAGCCACCUCGUGCGUGUUUGAAAAAUCAUGGCGCAGCGGGAUCACAAGCAGGAGGAGCCCACGGAGCUGCGGGCGCCGGAGAUCACGCUCUGCGCCAACAGCUGCGGCUUCCCGGGCAACCCGGCCACGCAGAACCUCUGCCAGAACUGCUUCUUGGCCGGCCCGGCGUCCACGUCGCCGUCUUCCUCCUCCUCCUCCUCCUCUUCUCUGCCGGGCGUGUCCGCGCCGACCCCCGUCAUCGACAGGCCGAGGCCGGCGCCGUUGGAGGCGGAGCUGGCACGCCCCGCCGUCGACCUUGCUCCGGCGACGGAGGCGAAGCCGGCGAGGACGUCGGUGAACCGGUGCUCCAGCUGCCGGAAGCGCGUGGGGCUGACGGGGUUCCGGUGCCGGUGCGGCGACAUGUUCUGCGGCGAGCACCGGUACUCGGACCGGCACGGGUGCAGCUACGACUACAAGGCCGCCGCCAGGGACGCCAUCGCCAGGGACAACCCCGUCGUGCGCGCCGCCAAGAUCGUCAGGUUCUGAAGCUGAAACCAAGGGGAAAGAAGAAUUCAGAAUUCCAGCCGAGGCAAAGCAAAGAAUCAUCUCAUCGAGGCAGUGGGCCGCCGUGCGAGCCGCUAGUAUUAUGCUGUUGUUCUCCGGAGUGUUUCCCUUUUUAAUUAAAAAAAUCUUUAUUUAUUGGAAGGAAAAAAAUGGGAGGUAAAGAUGUGGAUGAAAAGGAAAGAAUAGCGUGUGUGAUGUAAUAUCAACGGGUGGUUGAGGCGGAGGAGCAAGCAAUGAAAUGGAUUGGAUGUGUA
Molecule: messenger RNA, 934 nt
Organism: Triticum aestivum (bread wheat)
Lineage: Eukaryota; Viridiplantae; Streptophyta; Magnoliopsida; Poales; Poaceae
Product: zinc finger A20 and AN1 domain-containing stress-associated protein 1
Exons: 1
Coding region: 165-662 (165 amino acids)
Biological process (GO): protein ubiquitination
Molecular function (GO): DNA binding; zinc ion binding; ubiquitin-protein transferase activity
Source: RefSeq, a predicted model, not a curated record